Messenger RNA from Scophthalmus maximus (turbot), 972 nucleotides. RefSeq names its product interleukin-12 subunit alpha. The annotation marks the transcript as partial. Gene Ontology annotation, biological process: immune response. Gene Ontology annotation, molecular function: interleukin-12 receptor binding; growth factor activity. The transcript is spliced from 6 exons. The record is from RefSeq and is a predicted model, not a curated record. Lineage: Eukaryota; Metazoa; Chordata; Actinopteri; Pleuronectiformes; Scophthalmidae. Gene Ontology annotation, cellular component: extracellular region.
AAAAAAUUAAACAUUUACUCAUGCGGAUCUGUUUUUCUCUGUUUGACAGACGUCGCCCCUGCUCUCCUGCUCCUCGUGCUCAGCUGUCCUCUGUGGCAGGUCAGCAAGUCUCUGCCAAUGAUGAGCAGAGGGCCGAUGACCGACUCCUGUGCCUCACAUGCACGGACACUUCUACAGAACAUCACUGGCGCUCUCACACAGAAUAACCUGUUCAGUGGAAUUAACUGCUCAAAGCAGAGUGUGGAGCUGAACAUGGAGACCAACACACCGUCAGUGUGCGCACCAAAGGAAUCAACAUGCACGGGAAUCAAGAAAUCAGAAUUUGAUGAGAAGUCGUGUCUGAAAAACAUUGGGGAGGAUUUGCACCACUACUACAAAUUUCUCGUAGCUCAGCCGGACCCCGACAGUUUGCUUGGUCCAACUGUUCUGUUCAGCCUCAGAGAAUUCAUGGAGAACUGCUUCCCACAGUCUCUGUCCGCAGACUUGACCUCAAAGUGGGCUGCUGCAGACGGUACCAGCACCUACGAUGAAAGACUGAGCCUCUGCAAAGUGCUGAAGGGCUUCCAGGUCCGCACCAUCACGAUCAACAGAGUCAUUGGAUACAUGAUCUCUGGGGAGCACACUAAAUAAAUCAACACAACGAUAGUUUCAGAAAGCUAUACAGAACCACUUUACACACAAAUUAUAUAAACUACAGUGACGGAUAGUGUUACAAUCCGAUAAUCUAGUUGGCAGAAAACACUUCAGUCUACUUUAUACAUUUUUAAGGGUACAUAUUUAUUAUUUUCUAUGUGGUCAUGUUAUUUAUAUUUCACAUCAAGAUGGUGUGUUUAAUUUCUUUUUAUAGUGUAUUAACAGAUUUUAUACUGUUUAUUCAUAAACAUUUUUGUAUUUAUUUCUGGACUAUUUAUUUUUAACUAUUUAUUGUUGAUAUUUACUUGGUUCUGAGAAUCAUCAAAUAAACUUCUUUUU